Molecule: messenger RNA, 3542 nt
Organism: Eublepharis macularius
Lineage: Eukaryota; Metazoa; Chordata; Lepidosauria; Squamata; Eublepharidae
Gene: STAT4
Product: signal transducer and activator of transcription 4
Exons: 24
Coding region: 149-2398 (749 amino acids)
Biological process (GO): defense response; regulation of transcription by RNA polymerase II; cytokine-mediated signaling pathway
Molecular function (GO): RNA polymerase II cis-regulatory region sequence-specific DNA binding; DNA-binding transcription factor activity, RNA polymerase II-specific
Source: RefSeq, a predicted model, not a curated record
GCGAGCGCAGCAGGAGCCCGGAACGCCCCUUCCCGGCCCCCUCGGGCCGCCCAGCCGCGCCGCUCCCCCGAGGCCGAGCCCCAGAGCGCGCGGCGGCGGAGGCGGCUCUGCAGGCGCCGCUUCGGAGCGCCUCGGGAGGCGCGCCAGGAUGUCUCAGUGGAAUCAAGUCCAGCAGUUGGAAACAAAAUUUUUGGAGCAGAUCGACCAGAUUUAUGAUGACAAAUUUCCCAUGGAAGUCCGACAUCUGUUAGCACAGUGGAUUGAAAACCAGGACUGGGAGUCUGCGUACAACAACGAACCCAUGGCGGCAAUCCUGUUGCAGAACUUACUAAUAAAGCUGGAUGAACAUUUCGACCGUGUUUCCCAAGAGAAGAAUCUCCUCUUGAUACACAACUUGAAGAGAAUCAGGAAACUUCUACAGGGAAAGUAUCAAAAUAAUCCUAUGCAUAUAGCUGUGGUGGUUUCAAACAGCUUGAGAGAAGAAAGAAGAGUAUUGGCUUCAGCCAAUAUGCCUUUACAGGGUCCGCUAGAAAAGUCCUUGCAGAACUCCUUGGUAACGGAAAGACAAAGAAACGCGGAGCACAAGGUGUCUGCCAUUAAGAACAGCGCCCAGAUGACUGAUCAAGAUGUCAAAUACUUAGAAGAUUUGCAAGAGGAGUUUGACUUCCGGUAUAAAACGAUGCAGAGCGUAGAACAGAAUGACAAAAACAAUGUUGUUGUGAAGCAGGAGAUGCUGAUGUUGCAGGAAAUGCUCAAUACCAUAGACUUCAGGAGAAAGGAAAUUCUCAAUAAAACGGCACAGGUCAUAAAAGAAACUGAAGACUUGAUGAAUAACACGCUGAUAGAAGAAUUACUGGACUGGAAGAGGCGCCAACAGAUUGCCUGCGUUGGCGGUCCCCUCCACAGCGGGCUCGAUCAACUCCAAAACUGUUUUACACUGUUGGCAGAGAGUCUUUUCCAAAUAAGACGGCAGCUGGAAAAGCUGGACGAGUUCUUCGUCAAACUCACUUAUGAGGGGGACUCGAUUCCCUUGCAAAGACCCCACUUACUAGAAAGAGUCAACUUUUUGCUUUACAGCCUUUUCCAAAGUUCCCUUGUAGUGGAGAAACAGCCCUGUAUGCCUACGCACCCACAGAGACCUUUGGUCCUGAAAACCUUGAUACAGUUCACUGUUAAACUUAGGCUGCUUAUUAAAUUGCCAGAGCUGAACUAUCAGAUCAAAGUGAAAGCUGCUAUUGACAAGAAUGCUUCUCCUAUAAGCAGUCGCAGAUUUGUUCUUUGUGGCACUCAUGUCAAAGCUAUGACCAUGGAUGAAUCUGCAAAUGGGAGUCUUUCUGUGGAAUUUCGACAUUUGCAACCAAAAGAGAUGAAGUCCUCUGCUGGAAACAAGGGAUAUGAGGGUCCUCAAAUGGUAACUGAAGAGUUGCACUCUAUCAGCUUUGAAACACAGGUCUGCUUAUACGGGUUAACCAUAGACUUGGAAGCAAGUUCUUUACCUGUAGUGAUGAUAUCCAAUGUCAGCCAGUUACCUAAUGCUUGGGCUUCCAUUAUUUGGUACAACUUGUCAACAAAUGAACCCCAGAACUUGGCUUUCUUUAAUAAUCCACCAUCCAUCACUUUGAGCCAGCUCCUGGAAGUGCUGAGCUGGCAGUUUUCAUCCUACGUUGGCCGCGGCCUCAAUGCUGAUCAGCUCAGCAUGCUGGCGGAAAAACUUACAGGACAGCAAGUUAUUUACAGCAGUUACCAACUUUACUGGUCAAAAUUCUGCAAGGAACACUUGCCAGGGAAAUCAUUUACAUUUUGGGUAUGGCUUGAAGCAAUCUUGGAAUUAAUUAAAAAACAUAUUCUUCCCCUUUGGAUUGAUGGAUGCAUCAUGGGGUUUGUGAGCAAAGAGAAGGAGCGCGUUCUGCUGAAGGACAAGAUGCCUGGGACGUUCCUGUUGAGGUUCAGUGAAAGCAACUUAGGAGGGAUUACUUUUACCUGGGUCUACAAGUCGGAAAGUGGAGAAGAGAUCUUCCAUUCUGUUGAACCGUACAACAAGGGUCGUUUAACUGCGUUGCCGUUUGCUGACAUUUUACGAGAUUACAAAGUUAUUGUGGCGGAUAAUGUCCCUGAAAACCCCCUGAAAUACCUUUAUCCAGAUAUCCCUAAAGACAAAGCCUUUGGAAAACACUACAGCUCCCAGCCGAAUGAAGUGUUAAGACCGACAGAAGGAGGAGUCAAAGGUUACGUACCCUCUGUAUUUAUCCCGAUCUCCAAAAUCCUAAGAGAUUCUACAGAUCCGCCGUCUCCAUCUGACCUUCUCCCCAUGUCUCCAAGUGUCUAUGCUGUCUUGAAAGAACACCUAAGCCCCACAAUCAUGGAAACUGCUCUGAGUUCUCCAUGUUCAACUGACUGAAGUUUGGAUUUUGAAGAUUCUAAAAGUAUGAGUGUGUAUAUAAAUAUAUAGAGAUCUAUAUUUUAAAGAGCAUUCUUAAGAAAAUCUUGUUUUCCUUGUAAAUUCAUAUUCCCUGGAGACAAACACAUAACUUUCUUCUUGGUUCCUUCCUAAAAAGUUCAAAUCAGUAUUUAUAAACUAAGGAGAUAACAAGAAAUGUUAGGUCUUUGUAAAUAUAAGUAACAAGCAAUAAAGGUGAUGAACAAUGCAAUCCUAAACAGAGUUACUCUAGUCUAAGCCCACUAAUUUCAAUGGGCUUAGACUGGAGUAACUCUUCUUAGGAUUGCGCUGGAAAUGCAUGCACUAGAGACAAAUUAGUUGCAGCGGAACAGAUAACCUUAAACCUUCACUCUCAGUAGCUUGAUAAUUUAAUGGAGAAUGUGAAGAAUGAUGAUAGUAAAGUAUUUCUUCUGAAGUCCACCAAGCUUUCAAUGAGCCUAACAAUACAUCAACGAACAUGUUGAACUUUUGCCAUGUCUUUAUUCUUUUGAUAUUUUAAUACUUUUGCACCAGAUCAUCUAGUCCAUUAUGCAACUGCAUUAUGCAUUCUGACUAUAAACAAAACAUGCAUACAUGAUAAUAAAACCAUACGCUUUAUAUUUAAGAAAAUAAUUGGAUCAUCUAGAAUGAACGGCUAAAGCAAGCUGAAAUACAGAAUGGCAGCUGCAUUUUCUAGUUCCCCGGAACUUCACUGCUUAGAAUUGGGGAACACUCCAGGAAAACGAGGGCAGUUUUGUAGCACUUUAAAAGCUGUUGUGUGGAAUGUUUAUUUUUGAAAUAAAAGAAGUUUCAACCAAUGGGUAUGUUUUCAUAGCCAUAAUUUUAGGCAAUAAUGAAAUGUGUAUUGUGUGUGUGUGUGUAGUAAUCUUAAAAUGCCAGAGUCUGGAGUACACAGCUGGCCUCUAUGGAAAAAUGACAGCAAAGAAUUUGGGUGGAGGAUUGGGGCCUCGGGAUGUGGGAUGUCCAGAGGAGCCUUCAGGCUCUCCAUCUGUCUGCUAUUCAUUCUGCCUUCCCUCCAGGAGCUCUCAAUUACGCUCUUCCAUUUUGUUCCAGUGAAGCAGGUUAACCUGAAAACCAGAGAUUGUCCCAAGAUCACCAAGUGAGC